Molecule: messenger RNA, 195 nt
Organism: Colletotrichum graminicola M1.001
Lineage: Eukaryota; Fungi; Ascomycota; Sordariomycetes; Glomerellales; Glomerellaceae
Exons: 2
Coding region: 1-195 (64 amino acids)
Source: RefSeq, a predicted model, not a curated record
AUGGGUACCGGCAGCGUGAUGGUUGGUUUGCACGGAAGUUCAAAAUCGCCGCAUGCUGGGGUGGGCUGGUUGGCACGAGUCAAUCCGGCGCUUACUUCAGACCGUUGCUUGGCCUGGCCGUUUCCGUCCCAGUCAACCUUGCUCCUUGCUGGUGUGCUGGCCGAAGCCUUCCUUCUGGAAACGUCAACAGAAUAA